Drosophila kikkawai is the source of this 1100-nucleotide messenger RNA. RefSeq names its product guanine nucleotide-binding protein subunit gamma-1 (gene Ggamma1). NCBI's taxonomy places the organism in Eukaryota, Metazoa, Arthropoda, Insecta, Diptera, Drosophilidae. Gene Ontology annotation, biological process: G protein-coupled receptor signaling pathway. Gene Ontology annotation, molecular function: G-protein beta-subunit binding. The record is from RefSeq and is a predicted model, not a curated record. Gene Ontology annotation, cellular component: heterotrimeric G-protein complex.
CCCAGUUCGGGUGUGUAUCCACUUUUUAUUCGUCAAACGUUUGCCCGAUUUUUGCCCUAGCGUUCGAGAAUAAAAAAUUCUCAUCCGGAGUUGCCAGCCAUUAAGAUCCAUCCAAAACCACCAUCCCCCGAAACAUUCAGAGUCCCUGAGUUCGAUAAGACACAAAAAAAAAAAUAAGAGAAAAAAAUCCAAUAAACACAAGCACAACAUACACACCAACCUGUAAUUGCAUAUCUCCCAGAAUCAGUAUCACUGAGAAACUUUUCAACCAUAGGCCUAUCCGAGACCGCCAUCAUGGACGUAAUGUCAUCAUCCCUGCAGCAGCAGCGCGUCGUCGUGGACCAGCUGCGUCGGGAGGCGGCCAUUGAGCGCCAGACCGUUUCGGAGUCGUGCGCCAAGAUGAUGAAGUACAUCACGGAGCACGAGCAGGAGGAUUACCUGCUGACUGGGUUCACCAGCCAGAAGGUGAAUCCGUUCCGCGAGAAGUCAUCCUGCACCGUUCUCUAAGGAGGAUGCCCCUGGAGGAGGAGGAGGAGUAGCAGGAGGACGAGGCGUGGAAGGCCGGCGGACGAUUAGUUUAUUUUUAGUUUAGCAAGAUGGAUUUAAGAAGCGAAUGUGUGUGUACCAGUCAACGCCACCUGGAUCAAUAUAUCUUUGUGUAAAAGCAACAAUAACUACGAUUGUCAUAAGCAAUAUAGUUACAAGUUUGUAUUCCAAUUGCAAGGAAUCUAUAUAUAUAUAUAUAUAUAUAUAUAUUUAUGAAUAUAUAUCUCGAUAUAUCAAUGUGUACCAUGUGUAAUGUCCAAAAAGAAACCGAUAGAUCAACAAAUCCAAUUUCAAUUCCAAUUCCACAACUAGAAUCGAGGCAUUUGUUAUGAAAAUAUCAGAAAGUUGUUUCCUUCCCGAUUAGUAACGCUGUUUAAUGUACACGAAUAUCCCAACUAUACCGACAAUUAAUGCGCUGACUUUAGCACCUACUACUAAACUACCUAAGCCGAAGUAUAAACCGGAACACACAUAUACUUAUAUACCAACAACUAUCAACGUAAUCCGACAUACAAAUUUAUCAAUAAACGAAGAUAACACAACAGAAACAGAAA